UUCUAGCAAACAAAGAGAAUGUUUCGAAGUGAGAAAAAUAAUUUCUGAUAAAAUAAUAGCUUUUUUAUCGUCACUGUCCUUACUCGUUCACCUGGCGAUGUUAUCGACUCUUUGUGCAAACGUCAUAAAUGUACCAAAAUCACAAACCUAUUUUUAACCGUGGCAUCGAAACCAAGUUUUUAUCGAUUUUUCAUUUAACUUUUAUCAUUCAAUCGCAUCCGUAGAACAGAAAUACACGACGUUGUCAUUGUAAGUCAAGUCCGUAAGAAAUAUCUAGGGAGCCUAAUCAGAUUUCCUGUCGAGAUAUUACAGAAUUAUUGGAAAUCCCGAAGCGAAACGAGGUGCCAGCCAAAGAUGAUGUUCAAUUAAUUGGGUUCGCGACCAUAGUUAUCGGCUACGAUCUUUCUGCUCCAUGCCCAUAAAAAAAGAAUCUCAGCAAAAGUGAGAAGACCAGAUAUCUCCUCCAUUUUAAAACGCGACUCUAUUCACAUGCCGCGCUUCUUAUUUAAAAUAGGGCAGAUGCGGUAAUUAAGGACGCUUGUGGCAGCAUUUAUUUAUAAUUAGAUGGAAAAUGCAACGUCACGGGAACAACGUUUUUUAAAUGUCACGACACCGCUGCGAAGUACGGCAGUACGAAAUGUAAUUUAAAAUAUUAAUUGUGCUCUAGAAAAUACGCGGGGCGGUAUUUGAGACCUGAGAGAAUCAUCCCGUUUUGUGAUUGUCACAUUCACGAACCGUCGUGCUUUUGAGUAACUCAGUACAAUUAAUUACUACACGGAUAUAUAAUUGUCUGAUUGUGGCCACGGCGAACAUAUGAUCGUAUAUUUCGCUAAUGGUAUUAUUUCUACAAAGAUAUUAGAUGUCGAAUGUUUUAUCACUUUAGAUACCUCGAAUUAUUCGAAACGCAAUUCUAUUUUUCUUCCACGAAAAUUUUAACGCUUAUUUUACCCAACAUUCUUCACGUACUUUACACAAUAACCUUGGCAUUUAAACUUUAAUCAUUCUACAGUUAAAAAAAAGUUCAUAUUUUAUUUAAAAUUAAUUAAAUGUGGACUUGUAACUUUCUUAAGCUGAAUUCCUCGCUUUUAAAUCGCCAUCAAUGCGGACGUCGCUAGCCUCUGACAUUUCUCUUAAAAGGAACAUCAAUUUCAGGAGAAUCGGAGAAUUUCAAAGAGGACCGGUGAGAUAAAAAUCUAGGGCACCUGAUGUACGCGAAAACGAGAAUGAUAUUUAAUAAUUAAUGCUCUGUACUCGCGCACGACGGGGGCGCAUCUAUUCUGAAAGGUGAGGAUUGAAAGGCGUUUUGAAAGUCUAGAAUGUAACAGCAAAAGAUGGUUAUUGAAACGCCGUUACUCUGGCAACACUCCAAUUCCAGAGGAAGCAUCGGGAAACGCUUUCUGUGGAUAUACAUCGUUUCACACUCCACUCGACCCAAUAAUUACGCCAAGUUCGUGGAUUCCCAAACUGUCUCCUCAUUCUCCCCCUCCCUCGUCUCUCUCUCUCUCUCUCUUUCUCUCUCUGUGUCCACGAUGUUCCGUCAUGCGAUGGAAACUCGCGAAAUAGCUUGUUGCUUCGAUCGUUCGCUCCGACGUCAUUUCGAGCCGAUCGAUGAGCCCAAGAGGCCACAAGAACUGCCAACGACAUAAAUUUCGCUCUGUUAGAUCCUGUCACAACUUGUCAAAAACAAUUGCAAUAAGAUAUAUCUAUAUCGGCGGUGCGUUGGCGUGGCGGGAAAACAACAACAACAACAACAACAACAACAACAACAACGACGACGACGAUAACGAGGACGAGAUAGGCGUCGCGUCGCACGCGCGACGUCCGACGAUACAUCGCGGGGGCGACGCUUUAAUCGCCUACAAAGAAACAAAAUCAUGCGUCUCCUGACGGCGGCCGGCGCCGAUAUCAUUCCCGCACGCAGUAUCACCGAGGAUGUAUCGUUGGACAGCGAUGUUGGCUCGCGCGGGUCCGAGAAGUGCGGCGGCAGCAGCAGCAGCAGCAGCAGCAGCAGCAGC
Pogonomyrmex barbatus (red harvester ant) is the source of this 2015-nucleotide messenger RNA. RefSeq names its product SH3 and cysteine-rich domain-containing protein (gene Stacl). Gene Ontology annotation, molecular function: protein binding. Lineage: Eukaryota; Metazoa; Arthropoda; Insecta; Hymenoptera; Formicidae. The record is from RefSeq and is a predicted model, not a curated record. Gene Ontology annotation, biological process: positive regulation of voltage-gated calcium channel activity; positive regulation of protein localization to plasma membrane; skeletal muscle contraction.